This is a messenger RNA of Penicillium griseofulvum, 1353 nucleotides long. RefSeq lists its product as uncharacterized. The transcript has a single exon. Lineage: Eukaryota; Fungi; Ascomycota; Eurotiomycetes; Eurotiales; Aspergillaceae. Bases 1 to 1353 code for a protein of 450 amino acids. The record is from RefSeq and is a predicted model, not a curated record.
AUGUCUCUCGAACUUUCUCACGCACCUGUCACCCUGCAUUCCGAUGGCACGCCACCUCACGAGACCGUUGCCUUGACGCCCCCAAGAUCGGCGGUUCAUCUAACCUCACGAAAUCAAUUUAACAGUCUGCCUUCACAUCGCCGGGCAAACACUGAAUAUAUUGCAAGGCCACCGCUCUUUGAAGAGGGUAAAGAUACAAUAUCAGGCCCGAAGAAUACCCCUUGGACAGAAACCUUCCCCAAGAAGAAGCUUGAAGCAAGGGCUAGGGUCUUGUCAGAUUGGUUUCAGGGGAAAUCAGAUCCAGUCGAAUUGGGGCUGAAAAUGGGCCCCAAUAACGCUUCAGACGCGACCGGAUUUGAUUCCCGUCCAGCUCCAACCUCCACGUCACAUACGAGGCAGAACUCGACCCCAACGAAUCGGUUUUCAUUCUUUGGUCUCCGGCGACAACAGAGCAAACCCAACUUCCCAGAACCAGCAGACGAUGAGUUUUUGAACCUGGACAUAGCUGCCGCUCUCUCACUACCCGCGACCGACGAUACCAACCAUGAGGCACUGGAUGCCCUACGAGAUCAUGCCGACAAAGUACUACGACGCAUGCAGGAGGCCUAUAAGCAGCGCACCUUUGCUAUGCACCAGGCAUUAGUGGACAAGAAUGAAAAGCAAGAGGAGCUCGAAGAGACUCGCGCUAGAGUUGAUCACCUCAAGAUGCAGCUAGACGGCGUGGCUGCCAAGGUGCUUGAUCAAGAGAAAGCCAUGCAGGCCAUGGCGGAGGAAUUAGAACAAGAAAGACAAAUGCGAAAGAACGAGGAAUCUCGCAAUCGCAGUGGUACAAUCCGUACCGUGCAUCCCGAUGACGAUGUGCCUCCCAUGGCACUCCAAACCCCUCGGCGUGGAGGCAAGCGCGCUAGCCACAGCACAUUCACCAGCGACUCGGGCUUUGAGUCCGGUGAUGAGAGCGUUGCUGAUAGCGUUUUCUCUCAGCGUGAGGGUCUCGAGUCUCCCACCUCAACGCUGACCGCGCCGUCCCCCAACAUGUCGCAGAUCGCUCUGUCUACGCCGACAGGCCCCAUGCCAACACCUACGAUUCAGAAGAACCUGGUCGCGGUCACUAGUGCACCGCCUGCACGCUCAUCAGCAUAUGAUCGGGUGUUGAAGGGUCUUGCUUCAACGCGUUUAGGUAGCUCUUUCACUGGUAAUGGUAACACGUCCAAUUGCAACAUCUGCUAUGGCGUGCCCGCUUCCGAGGCCUGGAGUGUGAUGGGUGUUCUACAAGAAGAGAAUCGCGGUCUGAAGACACGAUUAGGAGAGCUCGAGGUGGUGAUCGAUGAUUGCCUGGGUCUCGUUGGACCUUGA